GUCCGAAAAUCAGGUGACGUCACCAGCUGACAACAGCUUUGCUAGUUAAAUAACUUAAACAUAUUAAAUUCUAUUCUAUUCUGUUCUGUUCUGUUCUAUUCUAUGAUGCACAGGCACAAAAGUAGGCCCAUGGUGUCUGCUGAUAUGUGAAUUUUUAAUCAAUACCAAAUCUGUCUCAUGUUCUGUGUUGCUGUACAGGUUGAAGACAUCAUGGGAAACACUCAUCGCCAGUGCAGCAUUGAGGUUGAGAAUAAGACCUCCAAGUACACCCUGUGUAACCCACGUUGGUACACUUACAGUGGAUUCUGUAAAACACCUUUUCCACCAACGCUUGACCCCUCUAAAUCUGGCAGCGCUCUGUUCAUCAAGACUCCUGGCGCAGCCUGUGGAUCUGUUGGAGUCUUCACCUACGAUCUCCUGAAUGGAUCCACAAAUCAAAACGAUGGAAAAAUAGCUGUCAUGUUCUCUAAUCCUUUUGAUUUCAACCUGUACUCUAACUCGUAUGCAGUGGGAGUCUUUGACAUGGCCAAAAAAUGUGAUUGUGGUCUUUAUAAGGAGAUGUAUUACGAUGCAGAGAGAAAGUUUGUCAGAGGUAAAGCUGCAGACGGCACUCUGACUCAUGAAAGUAAACUUAAUACCAUCACAGCCACCAUGUCAGACAGUUACCAACCUGACAUCAAGGUGCAAGUUCUCAAAAUUCCCCGAGAUGCCUUUGAAUAG
Molecule: messenger RNA, 720 nt
Organism: Thunnus maccoyii (southern bluefin tuna)
Lineage: Eukaryota; Metazoa; Chordata; Actinopteri; Scombriformes; Scombridae
Product: DELTA-actitoxin-Aas1a-like
Exons: 2
Coding region: 178-720 (180 amino acids)
Biological process (GO): pore complex assembly; monoatomic cation transport; cytolysis in another organism
Cellular component (GO): pore complex
Molecular function (GO): channel activity
Source: RefSeq, a predicted model, not a curated record